AGGUGUGACUCCCUUAACCUCGACGGCACAACCAAGCCAUCAAAUCAGGACCACGGGACCUACGGCCAUGCCCAGAAGAUGAGGGCAUCUAUGACAUAUGCAUUUAGAAGGCUUAACAGCCUUGGGAACAUGCCCUGGCACGAGUCAGACAUUGGAGGGGGGAUUAUGGUGGGAAACCCUUCAAUUUCAGUCGAAGUCUCAUCCUACAUGUGUUCGCUCUGCAGGUGCAAAGCACAAUUGGGUGAGGCAGCCAGCAGCACACGGGCAAUUACAUUGGAUAUAUUGUUAAAACUAUACCAUCACAAUCACCUCCCUGAAAACUGGGCAGUUCAUGCAUACCGUCCUGGCGAGUGGACACGUGGUGGAUCUGGUGACAGCCUUGGCCAAUGGGGUGGUGGGCGAGUACAGCGGCUUCUGCAGGCCGCCUACACAGUCGCGUUUUUAUGCAUGCUCCAAUUCGACAAAGUACUCAAGAUCCAGGUGCAUGAUCUCUGUGUUCAUGAGGACGAGCCUGAUGAGGUCAUUCUGCACCUGCCCUUUCACAAAACACAUCAGAAUGGAGAUAUCAAGCUCUUUAACCUUUGGGCACUUCCAUUGGCUAAAGCCCACCUUUGCCCAGUCAGGGCACUGGCUGCCUGGCUGUGUGAGUCAAAGAUCACCUCCUGCUAUCUCUUUCGAAAGGUCGCUUCGGGUGACCGGAUUGCCGAAGCAAACAGUCCCAUGUCGUCUGAGCAGUUUCUCGAGCUCUUCCGAAACAACCUAUUGGACGUCAAUAUCGACCCGGCUCCAUAUGGCACUCACUCGUUCUGCAGGGGGGGAUGUCAGUACUUGCACAUUGAGAGACAUUGGCCACUCAGAAGAAUCUGCGAAUGGGGAGGGUGGAGCACCGAGUUCACAAACUUGACUAUUGUCAAGUAUUUAAUUUCUUCCAAUGAUGAUCUCGCUGAGCCCAGGACACAGUUUUUUAACCCCAAUAGACAUACAACGGUGAAGUGCCCCCAGUGUGGGCGGUGUUGUCUUUGUGGUUGA
Molecule: messenger RNA, 1029 nt
Organism: Suillus clintonianus
Lineage: Eukaryota; Fungi; Basidiomycota; Agaricomycetes; Boletales; Suillaceae
Product: DNA breaking-rejoining enzyme
Exons: 5
Biological process (GO): DNA recombination; DNA integration
Molecular function (GO): DNA binding
Source: RefSeq, a predicted model, not a curated record